CUUUCUUUCUGUACUCCUCUAGACAGAAUGCCGCCUCAGCUGUGCAAGCGGUGGAUGCUCUUCACCACAAUAGCUGCUUGUACUCUUUUCAUCUCGUUAAGUAUCAUCAGUAACCCCACCCUUCCCAAACAAGCUGGCCUUGAGAAAGACCUGGUGAAAGGUGGUAGUGUUGUCUAUGACGAUCACAAUAUACCUGCCAAGGAUGAAGAGAAGUUCAUGACUUUCUAUCCACAUUCUGGCCUACACAACCAACGACUCUCACUUAUCAACGCAGCUUUGAUAGCCAAAUCACUUAAUAGAACGCUCAUCAUACCCGAAGCCAAUAUCGCCACAGCAACCUUUUGGAAGGACAGUUCCGAUUUACCGCAUAAGCUAGAUGCCUGUCCAGAACUAGUCACAGCCCAUCGUAAAAUGGAGAAGGAACUCGGCCAACGCGUCCACUUGCCAUCUGAAUGUUUUGACUACCGCAAAUAUAUUCCUAUUAGCUUCGAUGAUGCGUUUGAUCUCAGCCCGCUAACGAAUAUUGGGGUUCGUUAUUCAAUGAGAAACAACAUGCACCAUUCCUAUUUCCAAGGAACCCCCCUCAACAUCCCGUAUGACGAAACAAAUCGAACCCUGGUGUAUGAGAUCCCAGAUUAUCAAAGAUAUUCCUAUCGCAUAUACUAUUCCGAGCACGACAAUCAGCCGUUGCAGAACUUUGAACGACGACUUGACCUCAUCGAGCUUCAGCGCCGAUCGGAAAAGUUGAUAAUAUUCAACUCUCUGUUUGGAUCCAACCGGCUUGCAUUGGAUUCAGAAAAUACUGAGACAAAGAAGUACUUGCAACAGUCCAUUAAGAUAACACACCCGGUGGUGGACUCACGAGCUGACAAAGUGAUAGCGCAGUUGGGUGGAGAGCGCCGGUACAUUAGCGCACACAUUCGAUCCGGCGAUGGCAUGUUCAAGGAACACAUUGUAGACACCAUUGACCAGAUCGUCAGCAAGUUGAGUGAUGCAGUUGAUAUGGAGAACGACACAACCGACAGUGUCACCUGGCAAGAACUUCGAAAACUUCAACUUGCUAGAUCGACUUCGUCUAUUGCCACUUUGCUUGAGCGAUGCGUCCAAUUACAGCUUCAACGUGGAAAAGUCACUACGCUGUUUAUGGCAACUGACUCACAUCACCCUCGUGAAGAUCCCAAUAUGCGGGCCUUGUUUGAUCAAUUUGUCUGUGCUUUCACUCUCUCUGACUUUCCGGAUAUCAUCCCCUCCAUCAACGUCAAGUCGCCACGCGAUAACCGCACCGACAUCAGUUCAUUACUGAUUCCAUUGGUUGACGCUUCCAUUGCCAGUGCUGGUAACGACUUUGUUGGAACUCCCAAAAGUACGUUCUCAGGUUAUGUCAAGAACCGCCAAUUAGCCAUGACACGUUUCUUAUCGGAUGGUGUUUAAAAUUGUGUACUAUAACCAUGAUAUCCUCCUCUCUCAGUCCUUCUUUGUAAAAUUGAUACAAAAUGGCUUUUUACUUGCCUCUUAACACCAUCUGCAUUAAAAAAAAAUAUUACAUGCUUUGACAAUGUCAUUCAAGGCAUGCAGCAUGAUAUCCUUUUUGAAACUAAUCAAA
Umbelopsis ramanniana AG is the source of this 1603-nucleotide messenger RNA. RefSeq lists its product as uncharacterized. The record is from RefSeq and is a predicted model, not a curated record. Bases 28 to 1431 code for a protein of 467 amino acids. Lineage: Eukaryota; Fungi; Mucoromycota; Umbelopsidomycetes; Umbelopsidales; Umbelopsidaceae. The transcript has a single exon.